AAGCAAAAUGGCAGUUGUUUGUAGUGCUACUGAUACUACUACAACUACUACUAGUUUCAUAAGGUUAUCACGUCUAAUAGACUUAAAAACUAUUGUCUUUCAAGAGGUUUUAAACAAAUCAAAAGCGACUAUAAAACUGAGCCACAAAAAAGUGAGAGCUCUCUUCAAAAAACACAGACGGAAGCUUAGGAGGCAGGCCCUAGCUAAGGAAAAGGAACAGCAGGAUAAGAAAGAUCCAGGAGCUUUACUUUUCACAAGUUUUGAGGUGUUUUUUAAGCAAGAAGUGAGAGAGGAAUCUUCAGAGUAUCGCACAAGAGAAGAAAACGUGAGAGAAGAACUCAUACUAGAAGAAUAUGAAAACCGAGAAAGAGAACGUCGGCAUAAAUUGUGGUUACAGAGGGAUGAAGAAGCUCAUCUUGAGUUUUGCAGAAAACAGGAGCUUGCUGAAAAAGCAAAGAAAGAACGAGAAGAACUGGCAAGGAAGAUGAAAGAAGAACUUGAGAUAAGGGAACAGGAAGAACAGGAACAAAAGGAUAAUGAAGAAAAAAGAAGAAAGAGAAGGAGGUUACAGUGGUCAGAAAUGCAUAAUGAAGUAUCUCCUCAUUUUUACAUUUUCAUCUACAUAUCUGAUACCCUGAAGGAAGCAAUAGCCAACCUUCCAGAGGGAGAUGAUACAUGGCACAACCCUAUUGCACCAGCUAACUAUAAUACAGACCAGCCUGAGAAAGACAUAUGCCCAUUCUUUAUGAAAACAGGAGCAUGCCGGUUUGGAGAACGGUGUUCUCGAAGUCAUCCAUAUCCUACAAGAAGUCCAACACUGCUGAUUAGAGGACUGUACAGUCAUUUCAGCAUUGACAGAGGGAUUCAGGAUGAAUAUGAUACAGAUAUAGGGUUAGAAUUCGAAGAUCGUGACACAUACCAACAUUUUAAGGAGUUUUAUGAUGAUGUUCUUCCAGAGUUUAAAGAAGUGGGUCAGGUUGUACAGUUUAAGGUGUGCUGUAACCAUGAACCACACUUGCGAGGAAAUGUUUAUAUUCAGUAUGCUAGUGAAGAAAUAGCAGAAGAAGCUUUCAGAAGGUUUAAUGGACGGUGGUAUGCUGGAAAGCAGAUUAGCUGCGAGUACACAAAUGUGCAAAAAUGGAAAUCAGCUAUCUGUGGUCUCUUUCAUCGAAAUAGAUGUCCUAAAGGAAAAAGUUGUAAUUUUUUACAUGUAUUCAAGAAUCCAAGAAAUGAGUUUUGGCUGGCAGAUAGAGACAUGGAUAAUGAAAAUAGCUCAAGAAAUCAUGAUGAAAGUUCAAGAUCUAUGUGUUAUUCACGUAGUUACCGUAGCAAUAGAUCAAGGUCACGGUCCAGUAGUCCAAAGUACCGAGACAUGGCUAACCAUAGAAGAAGGUAUCGACAUAACUCCCCAACACAUUUCCAUUCACCCUCUCGUCACUCACGAAGAAAAAGAAAGAAUUCUCGUUCACCCUCUCCUCGUCAGAAAAGAAAAUCAAGAAAAAGGGAUAGAGUUCACACAAACAAUAAUUCAGUUUACUAUGAAUCAACAAGAUAUUCAAGGACACGUUACAGUGCUUCUCCAAGGUCCAGAUCAAAAUCAUAUGAUAGUUCCUUAAGCUCUGACUCAGAAACUAUUUCGAAAAGAAGGUCAAGGUCUAGUUCAAAGUCAUCUGAUGAAGAAGAUACCAGGCCAUCCCAUAGAUCCAGUUCUAGUCGUAAGCACAAAUCAAAGAAAAAGCAAAAGAAGUCAAAAAGAAAGCAUGUUGUAGAAUAUUGGGAAGAAAAGCCCAUACCAAUCUGUUUGAAAAAUGAAACUGAUUCAUAAACUCAUAAAAACAAAAGUUUUAAAAUGAAUGAUCUUAAAACUCAUUCAAGAAAAAAAAAACCUGUUGUGUGUAUAUUUUUGUACAUCAAGUGUAAUGAUGUUGGUAUUAUCUUUGUUAUGUAUAUUUAUAUCAUUGGU
This is a messenger RNA of Limulus polyphemus (Atlantic horseshoe crab), 1963 nucleotides long. RefSeq names its product U2 small nuclear ribonucleoprotein auxiliary factor 35 kDa subunit-related protein 2-like. The transcript has 12 exons. The record is from RefSeq and is a predicted model, not a curated record. The coding region runs from base 8 to 1825 and encodes 605 amino acids. NCBI's taxonomy places the organism in Eukaryota, Metazoa, Arthropoda, Merostomata, Xiphosura, Limulidae. Gene Ontology annotation, cellular component: U2AF complex; spliceosomal complex. Gene Ontology annotation, biological process: mRNA splicing, via spliceosome. Gene Ontology annotation, molecular function: pre-mRNA 3'-splice site binding; metal ion binding.